Microbotryum saponariae is the source of this 1884-nucleotide messenger RNA. Lineage: Eukaryota; Fungi; Basidiomycota; Microbotryomycetes; Microbotryales; Microbotryaceae. The record is from the annotation of a GenBank genome assembly.
AUGAAGGGCUUUUUCUCGACCUUCCUCCUCGUCGCGUCCUUCUUGGCUGCUACGGUACAGGCCGCCCCUGCUCCCAUCGACAAGCGAGCAGUUGCAGCUCUUCCUCCGAGGACAGGUCGCUGCCGUGUCCACGGUGGUGGACACGGUGAUCAGACGCCGUCGCUCCUCGCCGCUUUCAAAGAAUGCCAAAAGGACUCCGUCGUGAGUCUGCCGUGCGAGGCUCGUCAUGAUCAUGCGGCGCGUCUUGGGGUGCAGUGCUGAUGUUCCAAUGUCACCGCAAACUCCCUUCACGCAACUAGAUUCUUCUGGAUGGCUAUUUCCAGAUCAAGACCCUGCUCGUGACCCCUCACCUGUCCAACGUCGAGAUCCGCCUGGCCGGUGCCUGUGAGUCACGUGCCCCCACAUCACGUCCUUGCCGACCAAAAAUGGGUACAAGCUAAUUGCUGACAUGGCGCGGCGCUUGGCUUGGAUUUACUUCCUUCUAGUCAACUACAGCGACGACUUCUCCUACUGGUCGACCCCUACCUUCAACACCGCUGGCCCCGGUUCUUACAACUUGGUCUACCAGAACGCGACGACCUUCUUCUUGGUGAGUAGCAAUGGAAGUGGAUUGGACCUCCAGCACUUCGAUUCUGACUCGACAGCCUUUGUUUGGUUCUCGAAACAGCUCUCCGGUGACAAUGUUUGGUUCCACGGUGACAACGUCGCGUACCCCAACUCCGGUUUCUUGGGCAACGGCCAGGUCAGUGCAAUGCAGUGCAGCCGCGUAGCACUGUGACGAAGAACCCAUGACUGAAAUUCGUUUAGCCUGUCCGUGCGUGAAUUGCGCGCAGCGUUGGUGGAAUCAAUUCGCCAUCGACAAGGCCGCCGGAAACACCACUGUGGGACCUUUGUUUGCUCGACCGAUCAUGCUUGCGAUCGGUAACUCGACCAAUAUGAUCGUCGAGAAUCUCAGUCUCCUGCAGGGACUGUUCUGGAACAUCUUCUUGGGCGACUCGCACAACGUCACGAUCCAGAACAUCAAGAUCAACGCCGUGUCCGCGUCCAAAUACUUCAUCUACAACACCGAUGGUAUCGAUGUGUACCGAUCGUCGAGCGUCAAGCUCGUCAACUGGAACGUGAACAAUGGUGACGAUUGCGUGUCACUCAAGCCCAACUCGACCGAGGUCGAGAUCGGCAACAUGGUUUGCAACGGCUCGCACGGUAUCUCGGUUGGAUCGCUCGGACAAUACAGGGGCCAAACUGACAUCGUCCAGAACGUCAACAUCCACAAUAUCUCCAUGUCCAAUGCCCAGGCUGGUGCCCGCAUCAAGGUGAGUUGCUUGUGGUCGUGGGAUCCGGGCCGAGAGGCGUGGGCUGGGCGCGCGAGACCAACUUGGCGAUUUUUUCUUUCUUUCAUUCUCUGUGUAACAGGUCUGGCCCAACAGCCCUUUCGCUGACCCCGCCAGUGGUGGAGGUCUUGGCUUCGUCAAGAACAUCACCUUCAAGAACUUUGUCAACAACAAUGUUGACGCUCCCCUAAUCAUCACGAGUUGCUACAACUACCAGCAGCCGUUCUGCGAGGCGACCCUUCGUUGAUGACCAUCUCCGACGUCACCUACAUCAAUGUCACUGGUACCGCCAGUGGAAAGCAAAAGAACGUUGUCGGUGUCCUCGACUGCUCCAACUUCUGCACGUCCAUCAGUGCGACCGGCACCAACUUGACCUUGCCCCUACCCAAGUUCGCCGGUGUCACGCCCGUCUACAACUGCACCCACAUCCGCGACGAGACUCCUGUGAGUGUGACACGACCUCAAAUGCUCUGCUUCGUACUUCCACUCUAACAAGAAGCUUAUACUACCUUACCCCUCUUCCCAGCUUGACUUCAAGUGCACGGACGUCUAA